AUGGACUUCCCUCGCGGCCUGCCCGACAAUCCGGCACAGGCCCGUCGGGCUGUAUUCGCGAAUCCGCCCCCUCCACCUCCGGUACCCAGCCUUCGAAAUGUGCCGUCGAACUCGAACCUUUCGGCGUCCCAGCCUGUCUCCCCCAGCCAAGUGCUCGCCAUGGCAAAAAAGGCGAUGCGUGCUGCCAGGGAGAACGAAAACAAGGCGGCGGAGGCCAGCGGUGUCAGCAACACGCUGGAGACGAACCUUGGCUAUGGCCUCACUAUCGACCUGAGCAGGAAGAAGAUUCGCGAGCUACCCGAGGAGAUUGUGGACGUAAUAAAGGACGAAUUGGAGCGCCUUGCACUGUCGCACAAUUACCUCGAGACGUUUCCCGCGCGGUUCUCGGAAUGCACAUCACUGCGCUAUCUCAAUGUGAGGCAGAACAAAAUCAAGGAAUUUCCCGUCGCGCUCUGCGAUCUCAAAUCGCUCGAAAUUCUUGACCUAAGGCGAAACAUGUUGCAGGUUUUACCGCCAGAAAUCGUCAAGUUAUCGUCGCUCAAAGUGUUGUCCGUGGCAGAAAACCAAAUCACUCACCUGCCGCUAUAUCUUGCCGAUAUGCCGUCUCUCUCUGUGAUCAAGUUAGAGGGGAAUCCUCUCAAGUUCCCACCCAUAGAGGUACUGCAGGUGCCGGGUGGGGGGGAAGGCGAGCUGACGGAGGUGGCUGCGGUCAUAAAGAAGUUUUUGAAGCAAGAAGCGACCAGUGCCUUGGAUUCGCCUAGUGAAGGCGCAUCUGAGGGCGCCGAGACACCCCGGCCGACCAUCAAGCGAGUGUUUAGUGGCCGAUUCCCGAUUAAAGUGAACGGCAGCGAUGUUUCGGACCUCCGAUCUCCAGCCCUACCGCGCCCUCCGCCGAUCCCGACUCGGUCGCACUUCCGUGGCUUAUCGCAGCAAAACGGGGCCCAGCGCAGGCCAGGAGUCAUGCCCUUGACCAUUGGCAACCCAAACGAGCGCCUCCGCAGCAAUUCAGAGACCAUAGUCCAGACCUCAAGCCGAGAACGGUCAGAAAGUCGAUCCCGACGUAUGGGCAUGGUCUCCAGGAAGCCUUCGGAACUUAGUACGCUAGAAGAAAUUGAAGGAAACAACCGGCUCAGCCAUUACCGGGGCCUCAGCCAUGGUUCGGCAAUGCAAGGAAGCGCUGCAGCCGCACAGAAUAAGAGCCCGAGUUCGGGCAGCCCGGCCGAUCCCGCCUUGCAACGGCCUGUGUAUAUCCGCAGGCUCUCGGUUCUGCCGGAGCGGCGCCGCGAAUCCAAGGUUGUAGAUCCGGUUCUGGAGGCUGCCAAGGGCAUUCUCUAUUCCAUCUUCCAGAUUCACCCCAUGAUCCAGAUGUUGAUUGGCUUGGCCAAUGACGGCACGACCCGCCGAUCAAAUCUAGAGAUUGUCUUUUACAACACCAAUGCCCACGUUGAGCAAUUGGAACUCGAGAUACAGAAGCACGACCAGACUGCAGAGGACGGGGACGGGCGGCGGGAGAAUGAGAACGUCCAGAGAGCCUGUCUGACCCUCAUCAACGCCUACACUCACGUGUGCUCGCUCCUGAUGACCAAUGUCGACCAGUUCCUGGACAAUGGUGAUCCGCGGUAUAUACGGACACUGCUGACGCAGCUCUACAACAGCGUCAUGGAGCUGCGCGCAACAUGCUUACAGGGCACACUCGAGGAUGGCCAACGUUCCCUUCCCAUUCCGGCCCGGCCGGACCCGGGGGACACGCUCCGCCCUCACUCGCGUGAGAACUCGGUCACUCCGACAAUCGAGCGGGCCGCUGCAAAUGGCAAGCCUCGCAACAGUCCUUUCGUCUACAAUCCGAGCAACUUGCGAGUCGCUACCGAUGUCUCGGUGCCCGAGAUGAACGGAUCAAUUCGGACAGCGACAGUAAGUGCCGUCACGCCGCGAUCUGGCGAGUCCUUCGCCUCUACCAGCACCUCGGGUGCCCGGAAUCUGUCUGCCGAUUUCACUGAAGAGGACCGCGCUUUUGAGCGGAUAUUCCUCUCCCUGCAAAAGACAACGGACCUGGUGAUGCGCAUUCUGCCUCCGAUGAACACGCAGUUCAUGUCCUCGAUGCGGAGCGCGAUCGGGGUGCGCUCACCCGAGCAUGUGGUGCAGGCUUGGAGAGCACUCGUUGCCAAGUGCAACACGGCAAUCCAGCAAACGGAGGCGCUCAAGGCCAAACUGUCAACAAUCAAAUUAAAAGAGCCCGGCAUCCGGACGCGGCAGUCGUUCUGGCGCAUGUGCAGCAGCUUCAUGGAUUCGUGGUACGAACUCGUUAAGAAGAUCAAGUCGUUGCAGAACGACAUACAGCUUCCUAUCGACAUCAAAGCCAGAUUACGGCCCAUCCAGCAGAGUAUGAAGGAGACGUGCGACCUCAUGAUGUCUUCGCCGUGGGCCUACUUUGCGCGCCAAUCGGGACCUGAACAGAUCGCCAGCCCCUACAGCGCGCAGUCUAGCACUCCGCUGCCCAUGACCCCGCAGAGCGCGGCCCUUGGUCCAGCCGUCCAAGCCACCGUCCCAUCGACACCUCAGAGCGCAUCGUUUGCCUCGAUGUUUGGCGGAGGCCCGUAUGAGCGGACCGAUACGCUGUUGGCCAUGGGAGGCUUGGGCAUGUCCCGGACAGGCACGAUGAACUCGAGCUCAACCGCGAGUUUGACCACGGCGAGUCUGAACUCGAUGGGGAGUACGGAUGGCAUCUUGACGCCAUCUUCUGCACUCAGUCCGGGACCAGGAGGGGGCCCGUUGGGGCCAUUGCCGUUUCGGUUGAACACUGGCAAUAAAGUGGGCGGAUUCUAG
Molecule: messenger RNA, 2823 nt
Organism: Canariomyces notabilis
Lineage: Eukaryota; Fungi; Ascomycota; Sordariomycetes; Sordariales; Chaetomiaceae
Exons: 3
Coding region: 1-2823 (940 amino acids)
Molecular function (GO): protein binding
Source: RefSeq, a predicted model, not a curated record